AUGUUUGAUCAAUUGGCAUUUGUCCACACUUCUGGGCUUGUUAUUUGGCAGUCCACCAAGCAGCCAGACACCUACCCGAUUGAUCACCUUAUAACGCUGGUCUACGUUGAGAAGCGUGCUAUUCCGUCUCCAUAUGUACUGGAGGGCUAUGCCCUUCACUAUCUCUACAUCAAGGAGCUCUCUAUGUUUGCAAUUGCAAUUAUUAAGCAAGGGCUAACUGUGUCUGGAGCAGAGGAUAUACUGCUUGCAAUGACACACCUUUUCAUCAAGGAGUAUGAGGCCAGCAUUCGUGUGCUUCCAGUAGAGUAUGCAAAGGAGACGUAUCAAUCAUUUGAUGCCCAGUACGACGGAAAUCUUAAGUCGCUUAUUUCAACUGGGAAAACUCUCCAUGAACGGGGCUUGUCAGUACAACAGACUAACCAAGAAUCUACAGCUAAAGACACCGCUCAAUUGGAUCCAGAUAGUAUCGGAGACAAAGUGGUUGACUUAUCUGCUGAUGCUGCUUCUAUUAAUCUAGAAGACGUUAAAGCUAAGAUUAAGCAAAUGGCUUUUGAACGCCAGGAGAGUCUACGUGCCUCAAAGAGGCUGUCUGGCCUACCUGAUAAGAAGAGUAAUGAAACCACUCCUCAGGCUAAGAGGAACGAUCGGCAAGUCGAUGAAUUCUUGCAGUACUCUAAAGUCGAAACUACAAAGUCUUCAGCCGCGAACAUCAUAGCAGAACCAGAGGUCUCGCAAGCUAGUAAGCCCUCUUCCAUUUCUGAUGCAAAGCACAUCACGUUCACGCCUUCCAGAGAAGCCGUAUUUGGAUUGUUCAAUAACAAAAAAGAACUGACAAGCAAUGACGUCGAGAAGCUUCUUUCUUCAUUGAGGCAAGCGCUUAUUAAUCAGAAUGUUGCAUCAGAUGUUGCUGAUGAGCUACUUAAGGGAGUGUCAGCCAGCCUAGAAGGAGAAAAGGUCGGGCUCUUUUCUAGAACCAAGUCCGUGGUCAUCCAGGCACUCAAAGACAGCAUUAGAAAGAUAGUUCAGUUCGAGGACCGGUUUCUUAUGAAAAGAAUUUUAGCUUCGAAGGAGGAACGUGCAGCCGGACAACGGUCAAGGCCCUAUGUAAUAUGCAUGACUGGCGUGAACGGAGUUGGGAAAACGACAUCGAUAGCCAAGCUAUUAUAUAUUUUCAAGAACAACGGGCUUCGCUCGUUGGUCUGUGCUUGUGAUAGCUUUCGUUCCGGAGCUGUCGAGCAGCUUCAGGAGCACUGUAAUAGAUUGGGAGCCACCCUCUAUUCUCAAGGUUACGGUAAAAACGCAAGCGCUAUAGCUAAGUAUGGGAUAAAGGAGGCGGAGUCUUUAAACUAUGACAUAUGCUUAAUAGACACUACAGGAAGGCAGUACAACAACGGCCCACUAAUGCAGGCUCUUGGCGCCCUGGUUCUAGAGAACGCACCAGAUGUGGUACUCUUCGUUGGGGAGGCACUCACCGGUAACGAGGGAGUAGAGCAACUAAAGCAAUUUGAUUGUGCACUUAAAAGCUACACAAAUAGCCGUGGCAUAGAUGGAAUCAUUCUAACUAAGUUUGAUACAUGUGGAGACAAGGUUGGCGCGGCACUCAAUCUCUGUUUCGUUUGCGAUCUCCCUAUACUCUAUGUUGGUACAGGCCAGAGCUACCCAGACUUUGGCGUGCUGGAUCCUUCACACAUAGCAGACUUAAUUGUGGGCAAGUAA
Messenger RNA from Giardia duodenalis, 1716 nucleotides. Its product is annotated as Signal recognition particle receptor. Gene Ontology annotation, molecular function: GTP binding; GTPase activity; signal recognition particle binding. The transcript has a single exon. Gene Ontology annotation, biological process: SRP-dependent cotranslational protein targeting to membrane. Gene Ontology annotation, cellular component: signal recognition particle receptor complex; endoplasmic reticulum membrane. The record is from RefSeq and is a predicted model, not a curated record. The coding region runs from base 1 to 1716 and encodes 571 amino acids. Lineage: Eukaryota; Fornicata; Diplomonadida; Hexamitidae.